CCCCCGUUAAAACCACCCACCGACCCAUUAGCAAAAUUUGCGUAUGAAAAACCACCCACCGACCCAUUAGCAAAAUCAAUCACAGAAGCUGCUGGGUUUGUUUCAAUUGAUGAUCUUUUCAUCUUUCGUUGGUAGGUUUGUUUCCAUUUGUCAUCCCUGCGAUUCAAGAUUACCUGCAAAAGUCUCCGCCAUUGAUGCUUUCGAGAAGAAACUUAGAUAUCAGUUAUUACAAGAGACUGCGGUUCUUGGUUCGCCCAAUCUGAAAUUACUGAACAAAAGAUCGGAUUUUGUGAUGGGGAUGAAGAGGGUUUUGUGAAGAACUUGCUAAUACAGAUUCUUGAAACGCAGUAAUGGUUUCCAACAAUGCAACUUGCGAUGGAAGCCUCUCAUCAACCGAUUUCCAAAUUGUUGCCAAUGCUUUCGCUGAGAAGUGGAAGAAGUUUAAUUCGGAUUUUCCUGAAUGGUUAUGGAUUGAUUGCUCAAACAGACUAGGGUUCGCAGCUCAUGGAGUCAGCGACGGAUAUUUGUCUGUACAAAAUGUGUUCUUUAAAGUUCAAAGUUCUCUCAAGGAAGAACAUGGUGAAUGCAGUUCAAACGAUUAUGAAGAACCGUUUGAUAAUGCCACUUUGGUGCAGAGCACUAGCGAUGAUGGACAUUGGUAUGAUUUCCACAUAGUAUACAGCUCUUCAUACAAUGUUCCGGUGCUCUACUUUCGUGCACACAGUAGUGACGGACAACUUUUGAACCAAGAUGAAAUUGAAAAGAAUCUACCAACAGAAUCCGCCAAGGUGCUAACAGAAUCCAAAUGGACCUUCAUAACUCAACAAGAGCACCCGUACUUGAAUAGACCAUGGUACACGCUACAUCCAUGUGGAACAAGUGAGUGGAUGAAGCUACUCCUUGCUGGUGAGAAUUCGACAGCCGAAAAUAGGGCCGAGCAAUACUUGAUAUCAUGGUUUUCAGUGGUUGGCCAAGUUUUUGGUCUGAAAUUGCCCUUAGAUAUGGUAAAAAGCGAUGGUUAACCAUGUAUAAAUAAUAAGUUGGUUUGUUAUUUGCUUACAGAAUCACAUAACUAACACAAAUAUGGUUCUAUAUAAUUAAUCUACUCUUUUAUUUCUGGUGAA
Molecule: messenger RNA, 1124 nt
Organism: Helianthus annuus (common sunflower)
Lineage: Eukaryota; Viridiplantae; Streptophyta; Magnoliopsida; Asterales; Asteraceae
Product: ubiquitin-like-conjugating enzyme ATG10
Exons: 6
Coding region: 351-1022 (223 amino acids)
Biological process (GO): protein lipidation; macroautophagy; protein modification by small protein conjugation
Cellular component (GO): intracellular anatomical structure
Molecular function (GO): Atg12 transferase activity
Source: RefSeq, a predicted model, not a curated record